AUGACAUUGAGAGACAGAAAUAAUGACUAAUAAAAGAUUGGUGAAGAUAAAAACAGGAAAAAUUAGAUUAAAAAACGGAGUAGUCAAAGACUAUCAAAUUACUCUCAAUCUAGUCAAAACUAAAAAUCUUCAUAAAGGACAUUAAUAAGUAAGAGACAGUCGUCAGACACUAACAACUCGAAGCGGUUAGAUGAUAAAAAUUAUGAUUUAUCAAAAACUAUCCAAGUCAACAAUGGCUACAAGAAUAAAUUAGAAUAUUACUCAAGAACAGAAACUGAAACGGAAUAAGAAGACGAUGAAAAUUCUGAGGAUGAAAAAUUUGAAAAGAAAUUGAGUAAAUCCCUCAAAAGUGAAACACCUAUUACAAAAUAAACAUAAGCUUUAGCUAGUAGUAUUAAUACUAAUUAAAACGAUGAUCUAUCUUAGUCAUCUCUGCAUCAUAGUAAAAGGCCUAAGAGACAAGGGACUUAAAAUGGGAGAUACUAUGGCUUUGAAACAUUCUAGCAACGACAUGAUCAUUCUCAUUACUAAUUGAUUUCUUAUCAGAAUUACAAAUCCUAAAGUGCCCAACCAUACAUUAUAUAUAUAUCUUUAGAUGAAUAUGAAGUUAUUGGAUUCUUAGGAGGAUAUUGCUAUGAAAAUCAAUUUUCACCAUAAAAAUUGAUACCUUGUGAUUCACUAAUAGAAAGUCAAGUUGAACGAUAAAAAAACGUCGAUUUAUGUCCUAUUUCUGCAAAUAAUGCAAGAUAAAUUAUUCAAAGUAGAGGCUAGUAAGUUCUUGGAUGGUAUCAUAGUCAUCCCUUUUUCCCAGUUGAGCCAUCUUUAAUAGAUAUUCGAAAUCAUGCUGUGUAUCAAAAGAACUUUGAUCUAGCUAAUCUUCCAUUUAUAGCUCUUAUCAUUGGUCCCUAUAGUACUAAAAAUAAAAAUGAAUCACUAUGCAAAGUCUUCCACUUAGUAAAGGAGAAAUAGCCGUUUAGCUUGAAUUUUAAAUAGCUUCCAAACAAAAAAAUGCGUAAGGCUCUUAUAAAUGAGAUUAAAGAUAUACUAAUGAAAUAUAAGGCACAUUAAGAUAAGAUAAAUCUUAAGGAAAAAUGGUGUGCUGGUUAUACUAGAGAAGAAAAACUUGUUGAGGCUAUUGAAAUUAUCCUUGAAAAAAACUUAAAGUAAAAAGAUAAAAAUGAUGUUCAGCAUGAACUGAGCACGAAUUUAAGUUCAAGUGAUUAUCAAAGCUACUCUUAAAAAGGACUGUUUACUUUAAGUACAACUCAUUCAGAAGGAUCUUAUUCAAAAAGAAGUGAUAUUGAAUAUACAAAUCCCAACUCAAACAUGUUAGAUUGUUCAAUAAUAAACCAAGAAAGUUUAGAGUAAUAGAACUUAAAUAACAGCAAUAAUUCAAAUGCUGCUAAUAUAAUAGUUGCAACUGUCAGUAAUAAUCUAGACUAAUAUGACAGUAAUGGCACUCUUUUGCUUCAAAAUUUGAAGAAAGAGAGUUACUUCAGCAUUGAAAAUGAGGAUAGGGUCGAAAAAUUCAUGAAUAAGCUAAAGAGCAUGAUUGGUAAAAUACUAUUUUAAGAUGAUAGUUCUCAAAGCUAAAAUAAAGCAGAUAAUUGCCUGAAAUAAGAGAGAAAGCAGUAAUUCAAGCCUGAAUAAAUAACUCUAAGCUCGUGA
Molecule: messenger RNA, 1668 nt
Organism: Stylonychia lemnae
Lineage: Eukaryota; Ciliophora; Spirotrichea; Sporadotrichida; Oxytrichidae
Source: the annotation of a GenBank genome assembly